Messenger RNA from Manihot esculenta (cassava), 1867 nucleotides. Its product is annotated as disease resistance protein RPM1. Gene Ontology annotation, biological process: defense response to other organism. The record is from RefSeq and is a predicted model, not a curated record. Lineage: Eukaryota; Viridiplantae; Streptophyta; Magnoliopsida; Malpighiales; Euphorbiaceae. Gene Ontology annotation, molecular function: ADP binding.
UUUCUUCCAAUGUUAGAAGUCACAUGCUUACUAUUAAACCGCUGAAGAAUGAAGAAGCAUGGGAUCUUUUUUGCAUGAAAGCAUUUUUCAUCAAUCCAGAUAAAUCUUGUCCAGAAGAACUUAAACCUCUAGCAUUAGAACUGGUGGGAAAAUGUGAUGGACUACCUCUUGCAAUUGUGGCUUUAGGUGGUGUCAUGUCCUCCAAAAAGUCAACAAGUGAGUGGAGUAGUGUUUGGGACAGCUUGAAUUGGCAACUGAACAAUAAUCCAAGGCUAGAAAUAGUCAAGAGCAUUUUGCUGCUUAGUUUCAAUUACUUGCCAUCUCCAUUAAAGUAUUGUUUCUUGUAUUGUUGCCUCUUCCCAGAAGACUAUAAAAUUCGACGGGAAAGGCUCAUUAGACUCUGGAUAGCGGAAGGAUUUAUUCAGAAUGUUGACAGGACUACACCAAAUGAAGUUGCAGAAAGGUAUUUCAUGGAACUAACACUUUGUAGCAUGCUUCAAGUUGGAAGCAGAAAUGCAUGUGGGAGACCAAGAGCUUGCCAGAUACAUGAUCUUUUGCGUGAAAUUGGUAUAUCAAUGUUGGAGAGAGAGAAGUUUGGUGUAGUAUAUGAUGGAAAAAUAAAGAUUAAAGAAUGCCAACUUCAUCAAACUCGUCGCUUGUCUAUUCAAAUAACUAAUGGAGACCUUCAGUCAUAUGGCAAUAUGAGACGUCUUCGUUCACUACUUGUCUUUGUGGAUAGUUUUGUGUCUUUCUCGAACACAUCAUUGUCAAAUUUAAAAUUAAUGAGGUCUUUGGAUUUGGAAAAUGUCGCGAUUAAUAUUUCACCAGAAGGGUUGGGGACUCUAUUCAACUUAAGGUACUUGAACUUGAGAGGAACCUAGGUGCAAAAACUUCCCAAAUCUAUUGAAAAACUGAGAAAUCUUGAGAGUUUAGACAUCAUAAAUACAAAUGUAAAAGAACUUGAGUGAAGUAGCUGAGUUCCGAGUGAAGUAGCUGAGUUACAGAACUUGUAUCAUCUGAUUAUGUGGAGCAAGAGGAUUGCAAAUAACUUGGGAGAUUUUUUGUAUUUGAAUGGAGUGCAAGUAACAUUUAAAAUUAGCAAAUUGAAGAAAUUGCCAGUCUUGUAUUAUAUUGAAGCCAAAGGUGACAUAAUACGACAACUUGGGAGUAUGACCCAACUGAGGAGAAUGGGCAUUUUAAAUUUGAGAGAAGCAGAUGAGCAUGACUUGUGCUCUUCAAUCCUGAACUUGAAACUAAUACGCACCUUGCGUCUCUGUGUGAAUAAUGAAGCAGACUUCCUUCGAGUGGAUGCACUGGAAACACCCCCACCCCAACUUCAAAAGCUUGGUUUGCAUGGGAAACUAGAAAGGGUGCCACAUUGGUUUUGCUCACUUCAAAACCUAACAUCAUUAGGAUUGCUUGGGUCUAGAUUGGAGGAAGAUCCACUCCCUCAUGUUGCAGUGCUACCCAAUUUGGGACGCGUUACUCUAAUUAAUUCCUUCGUCGGAGAAAAUCUACAUUUCUACGGUGGAUUUGCUAAGCUUAAAGAGUUAUACUUGUUUAAGUUCCCUCAACUGAAAGGAAUUAUUAUAGAGAAGGGGGCUAUGCCAGAUAUCCAGAAAUUGUGGAUUGAUUCCUGCUUUGCGUUGGAUGCAGUGCCUCAAGGUAUCGAAUUCCUAACCAAUCUUCAAAUUAUGUGGUUAACAAACUUUUCUUCAAGUCUUAUAGAUUUGAAAAGUAUAGAUCAUUCAAAGUUGCAGCACAUCCCAAAUGUCAAUAUCAUUGAUACUAUAGGUGAGCUUCCACAAGCACAAACACACCUCUGUCCUUAUUCUAAGGAUUUGAAAUAACAUUUUAGAUUGAGGAU